This is a messenger RNA of Halteromyces radiatus, 1787 nucleotides long. Its product is annotated as P-loop containing nucleoside triphosphate hydrolase protein. Gene Ontology annotation, molecular function: ATP hydrolysis activity; ATP binding. The transcript has 5 exons. NCBI's taxonomy places the organism in Eukaryota, Fungi, Mucoromycota, Mucoromycetes, Mucorales, Cunninghamellaceae. The record is from RefSeq and is a predicted model, not a curated record. Bases 39 to 1769 code for a protein of 576 amino acids.
CUUUUCUUUUCCUUUUUUUUUUAUUUUUUUUUCUCUUCAUGUCAGAACUCAUCAGUGUGUGGGGUGAACUUAUUUUAACAUGGUUAUGGCGAUUGACGGAAGAAACUUUUUGGGUACAACUUUUUGGUGAUCGACUCCUUCAAUUAUUGAAACGAUACUUUGGCAAUGAUGUUGUUUUAUGUGGCAUGUUGUUUUAUAUUACUCCCAUGAUUACCGCUCCUUUCAAUAGUUUGAUUGCUACCAGCACUACACGAUUUUAUAGUUAUUGGUACACUACGAUCAAAAUAAGUCAAAAGGAAAGUGAAGUCUACAACAUAUUACAAAGCUUUAUUGCAACCCAAUUGGAUGAAAGAGACUUUAGGAAUGUGGAAGCCAAAGUAAUGGAUAAGUCAGCAGAUGAGGACUUUAAUGAAGACAGAGAAGGACAACAACAGGCACCCAAAUUGGAAUUAUUUCCAUCGGACAAGAGUCAUACUUUCUAUUACAAGGGAUAUAAAAUCUGGGUCAAUAUUGGUAAAGAAGCUCCUGAUUCUUUUGAAAAUGUCGAUACGUAUGGUAGUCAAUUGUCAGACGUACUCAAUAUGGUCAAUCAAGUCAAUAUGAUGUCUAUUACUAUGAAAACUCGUCAAACAUCUCUAUUACAUGGAUUCUUGGAAGAAUGGAUUCAAAUACAACACCAAAAAAGAUAUGGAAAGACAACUAUUUACAAAACUUCCAAUAGUCGAUAUUGUGGAACUUCAUGGGUUCAAGUUGGUACCAAAGUAUUACGACACUUUGACUCUGUUUUUUUGAAGAAAGGUCAAAAAGAAAGACUUUUGAAUGAUAUUCAAUUAUUUCGACAACGAGAAAAAUGGUAUGCCAAUCUAGGUCUUCCUCAUCGUCGUGGAUUUUUACUUAGUGGACCUCCUGGUACUGGCAAGACCUCCUUGGUACAAUCCAUUGCAAGCAAAUUGAAUAUGAAUGUAGCCAUUCUCAGCAUCACUUCUAACAUGGACGACGAAACGAUCCAAUAUUUAUUACGUACGGUACCCUUCAACAGUAUUUUAUUGAUUGAAGAUAUCGAUCAUUGUGAUGGAUUCAAGACCAAAAGCAAGGAAAAGGCGGCUCCAAAGGAAAAUGGUAAUUAUGGACAAUUGACAAUGACAGGGAUUUUGAAUGCUUUGGAUGGUGUGACGGCUCAAGAAGGUAGUAUGGUGUUUAUGAGUUGCAAUAAUAUGGAUGAAAUCGAACCUGCUUUACUUCGACCUGGACGGAUUGAUCUCAAGAUGGAAUUAGGUUAUGCGGAUCGUGAUCAAAUCAAGGCAAUGUACCAUCGAUUUAUGGAUCAAAACGAUGAAGAUGAUGUUAAGACGCCCAUGGUGUUGACUUCCUCUCAAUCUUCUACACUCUCCACUAGCUCCACUGUGGUCACAGAUGACGAUGAUGAUGAUGAUGAUGAUAUGAAGAAACAACAAGACGAUACCCAAUUGGAGGAUGUAGAUCGAUUUGCUAAUGUGAUUCCUGUCAAUUAUGUGACUCCUGCCGAACUUCAAAACUUCUUUAUCUCUCAUCUAGAUAGUAUUCAAGCUCAUGUCGAUCCUAUCCAAUGUAUCAUUGAUUUGGUUCCUGCGUUUUUGGAAACGGUCAAGGCAGAUCGUGCUCAUGCCAUACAACAUCGAGAUGCUGGAAAGGAUGAAGACAAGGCCAAGGAUGAAGACAAGACCAAAGAUGAAGAAAGGACCAAGGAUGAAGAAAAGACCAAGGAUGAAGAAAAGGAUGAUACCACUUAGAACCAAAAAAAAAAAAAA